UUUGAUCCAGACUGGGGGAUAAAUGUGAGUUCAUUCACAAUUGUGAACGCUGAUAUUCUGAGCAGCCGACACUUGAGCCCGCACAGUGAUAAUCAGAGAUGUGAUGUGAAUAAAAAUGUCGGCUUUAUAGCUGAGAUGAACGUUCCUGCUGGGGGGUGCAACAUCACAGUGAACCUGCUUUAAACCUCAUCCUCACCAAGGUUUCGUUACGCACCAUGACUGCCUCUCUUUUUGUGAAAUUGCUGUGUUGCUGCUCAGCCUGGAACAAACUUUAACACCUCGAGUAGGAGGAGGAACACUACUACUACAACAACUACUAUUACUAUAACUCCCACCACUUCCACAGAGCCAUAAUGGAGCCGGCUUCACCGCCCCACCGUGCGCCCUGCGAUUGGGGCACCAUAAUGUUGACGGAUUUCUGAUCCAACCCAAGACAGUGCCCGGUUCUUCCAAUAGCAGCUUUAAGUGAAAAGGCGUGCCUGCUUGGCCCCCCCUCCACCACUACCACCCCUCAAAGUACUCGAUGUAUAGUUAAAAAAUGGGAGGGCACACUUGAACCGAGCUGCUCUAUGAAGGUAGGCUGCAGCGUGUGUUUAUUGAUGAGAUGAAAAGAAGAUGGAAGUGAGAAAUGAAACAAAGUAAAGGAACAUAUUAAAAAAAUUAAACUGUACGCGCUUCGUCGGGGGAAAAUAGGGGGAGCCGUGGAAACGCUGUCGGCCACUUUUUGACAAGCUUCGAAGUGCAGGUAAGAAAUUGAGAAAAGUAGGAAAAGGGAUGGGUCUUUACUAUAAUCUAUAACGCUGAUAUUACAGCCGAGAAAUAUGAGAAAUUUCAGGUGUGAGAGAUGGAAACAUGCGCGGUGACUUUAGCCUGUUAUGCAUGAAAUACCUCUGACUUCCAUGUAGUUGUGGCAGGCUUUAUCCACCAAAUUUUCAGCUCUACAUAAUCGCAAACUUCGUUCUCUCUCAGACAUUGAAUAAAUGUGACGACAGCGUACCAGAUGAAAUGUCCCUCAUGUUUGAGGGGCUCAGGUUUUGGGCUGCCAGAGGUUUUUGUUGUCCAUCAAUUCGGUUACAAAAACGCGCUGCCUGCCCCUGCCAUGACGCAAGUUUCCCAUCUGUCAUUAUUCUCAACAUGCCCCCUUUUACCUUUAGCCCUUUACUUUCGGAUUUGCCCGUGAGCCGGCCAGGGGACACUUGAGAACAAUGCUGUGGUCAAAGUGUGUAACUCACAGAUCUGUUUCUCUCUCAGUCAGCGAUGCUCGCAGGCUCCUGCUUCACAUUUUACACACUGUGAGCCCGGAACAACUGUGGCAGCCGACGUGCGCAUUUGGCUUUUAGGUCAGUUAUUUGAAUCAGAGGAAACGCGUUUCCUCGUUGAAAUUAACCACAACCACACACUCUUUGUAAAAACAGUCAUUUCUGAAAUGCGCUUCAGUUUGUUGAACUUGCCGGGUACAUGGUUUCGAUGUCUGAAAUUCACCAUUUGGCUACAGCAGCGGCUCACACAGCAGCGCUUAUACUCAGACAGAUGUCUCGCCUACAUUUUUUAUGAAUUAAUAUCAAUACGGCGUGGCAUUUCGGAGAUUGGUAACAUUACGCCCGGGCAUGCUCCUUGAUAUUAUGUAUGAGGGGUAAAACAAUACAGCAGGCUCAGUUUCUAAAAAAGAAAUCAGAACCAGAUCCAGUGGGACUCAGCUCUGGAUUUUUUUUUUUUUUUUUUUGGUGCCAUGUUUCUCCAAAAAUGAAUGAUCACUUUAAAUCGUCGCAAUCCGCUUUGAGUCGUAGUUGAGUGUGUGUGUGUAUGUGGAAAUGUUUGCGAUAUGGAGGAUGUUUUUUUGGCAAAGCCUGGCCUAGAUAUGGGGCCAUGCUCUGGUGAAAUUAAAGUUGCAAGAGACGCUUCCUACGUGCCUUCUGAGACGUUUUGUUGCAAAAUAUUCAUGGGCAACUCGUGAUUCCUUCGCUUCUGUUUAUCAAAUGGCAGUGCAGAUGUACUUCGUUUGUUGGAUAAAGUUUAAAAAAUAGGUUUUUGUGCACAACUUUAGCUCAGAUAAAUAUAAACGGAGCAAUGCAUUUCCGAAAUCCUCUCUCUUGAGGGCCACAGGGAGUUGAGCCGGAGCAACAUGUCAGUCUUGUUCUUUAGGGCUUCAUUUGUCCCUCCGCGCGUGCAUGAGCGUGUGUGACGGACUGAGAAAGGGACAGAGACAGAGAGGGAGAGAGCGUGCGUGCGUGCGUGUAUGUGUGUGUAUGUGUGUGUGUGGCAAACAGAUGCUGUCCCAAAGCGCUUGGCUUUGUCAGAUAAAGAGAGGAAUACAUCGUGUUCUCGUGGCCAGAAGACGCACCACUGAUAGUUUUUUCUCUUUAAAAACAGCACGUCCACGUUAUUGACCACACUCUCUCCUGUAGCCAGAAGUUUUUCGCAGGUAUAGAGCUGUGCGUCAACACAUUUGUCAUGUCAGAGGUUGUAGCUGGUCCGCGAGGAGACACAAACAAGAAGGCCGGUCCGAGGUUUGGCACAGAGGAGGCUGCAUGAGAGCGCAGCGCUGCGUCCGGCGCACAAACGGUCUGUGGAUGUGCACCUGUGCGCGUGUGUGUGAUCGUAUGUGUAGAUUUUUUUUUACCACAUAAUAAUGCAUUCAUCCUUUUACACUUCUGUUGUGAUCACUUCCUCUCCACCUCCUCCGCCUUCAUUCAGAGUAUGUUUCCACAACGUAAAUGCGCUGCGAUCCUAUAGGCUCGGUUAUGUAAUUGGCGGCUGCACUGGAUGAUUUGUUUUCUGAAUGGACACAUUUGGAGAACACAGAGCUGAGCUGAGCGCUGUAGCACAAAUGCAACGUUUCUCUUUGAUUUCAGCUGUGCAUGAUCAUAAAUGUGUGCUAUGAAUUGGAGCAUGUUGAUUGACAGGCUGCAUGUGGGUGAGCAAAGUGUAAAUGAUGUUGUCACAAAGCCUGGAUGGAAUGCCCUUCAUGUGAAAAGAAACUCCACACCAGUUUAAUACCUGUAUUUUUGGAUAUUUUAUUGUCAGAUGAAUUGGAGGGUACUUGUCUUGUGUGUGAGUGAGCUCUCAGCACGGCUUGAUGUCAAAAACUCUCGUUUUAUCAGCAUAGAGGUGUACAGGAGCUGCUGAGAGAGAGACAGCCAUUAUGUGCCAUGGGAGUGUUUGUAGUGCAGAGUAUCAGGUGCCCAGUUUCAUCUCUGUUAAUGAGAAUUUAUAUGAAUAUAUUCCACAUGUACAUUAAUAUUCACUGUGUUCCAGCCAUCGCCAUUUGCCCGCCUUCUGUGUCACGGCUAAAACCCACCCAUGACUAAUGAAUAUUUAAGAGCAUGUCUGCAGACCAAGGAACUCAUUAUUAUAUGAAGGAGACCAGCAGAUAAACUGCAGACCUUCUCAGAUGGAGGCUGAGGGGGGGUGUGAGGUGCUCUCUUAAUCCACACUCAGCAAUCAAUCCCAAUUUUCUUUGGCUUCACCAUCCUUCACUUGUCCUCUGUAGCUUGCCCCCAUUCACACUCAGUAAUUUAUUAUUGACCACCAAACUGUCAUGAUGUGUUCAUAGGCUUUAAUUUUUAAAUGUUUUCCAGCUGGUUUAGUCACUCUUUCUCACAUUUCUCCCACCUGAUUAUUUGGGUAAAAGUGUAAGGAUACCAUGCUGUACUAAUGUAAUGAGUGCCUCUUUGGAAGGGACAUGCAACACAGAAAAAAAAAACAAUCAUCUUGUACAGUACAUGCACACAGAUGGCGGGUCAGUUUUCCAAAUAAUUUUUUAAGCACAGCAAAGGCUCUGCUGCCCAAAUAGGCAAGAUAGAGAGAUCUCUGUGAAGCCUCCGCAACGCCACUUUUCUGGUUGUUGUUAUUCCCACACCAUCCUGCCAUCUUCACCAGGCUUUUACCAGGUCAUCCUGGUGGCCUAUAACCUACAUUAUUAAAUUUAUAAAUAUACCUUCAUUGUGUUGUUCCAACAGAACUCUUUUGAAAAGAUUUUGAGCCUUUUGUGGUUUAUUGGACAGUGCAGUGUAGUGAAAAGGAUGGGAGAAGUUAGAAAGAGCAUUUAGUAUUAGCCUGAAUAAUACACUGUUACUUUAAUUUGACAUUUUCUAUCAAAAAGUGAAAAAUAUUUUAAUCUACAGUGAAAGUAAGUGAGCAGGUAAAUUUGGUUGCAGAUUUAAGCAUGCACAUGCAGUACAGAGACACAUUUACACACAUUUUAGCAUGCAACACUUGUGGAUCCACCCCAAUGACGAAAAAUAAGAUAUUGACGUUUUUUAAUUCCACAUGGGCUAUUUUUCUGUCGUUUGUCAAACAACUGUAAAAAAAAUGCACUUGAGUCUGUCCCAGCACUUUUUCUACCCCAGUUGAACAUAUUUGGCAGCCAUUUUGGGAGUGCAGUAGAGAUCCAUCGAUAUAACGAGCCACUUUGUGGAUUGCAUCCAGAAUGUCAAACUGCUUGUUAACUGUUUGGCCUUUUUGUCUCACACGCUGUUUAUACUUUCCCCUCUUUUUCCUCUUUUUUUCAUUUAUUUAUUUUUUUUAUUUGUAUUUGCAGUUUCUGUAUUUACAUGUAUAGUACCUUAUGGACCAAAAGUAACCUUUGAUGUGAAUUCCUACUGAGGCAGCAGUCUAGUGUAAAUGUUAAACUUAAUGCUAAGUCAGGUAAUUAACAAUAGAAUGCCCUCAAAGCCUUUAAUGGACUUUGAGCUUAAAGAUUUGUUUUUGUAAAAGAAGACUCACAAAGUUUCUCACCUGAUUUAUUGAAUACGCUGCUGUUUUACAGCAAUUGCACAUUGAAUACUGCAUUUGAGUCCCCAGUUACCAUGGCAACCUUAAAUAUGUACCUCUAAAUCUUAACAGAAGUUUCACCUCAUAUGAAAUUAAAGAUAUUAUAUUUAUACUUUUACUUAAAUCAUUCACAUUCAUCUUGUGAAAAAUAAUGAAAUAAAGGAGUAGUUGCCACCUUGGUGAAUUUUUUGCCUACACCCUUUUUUUUUUUUUUUUUUUUUUUUUUUUUCUUCCAAAAAGAAAUAAUUGGCAGGCUAGCUGCCUCCUGGCAAACUGGCUUCCAUCCUUCUUCCCACAAAGCACCUUUUUCACACAUAACAUGCUUCUCUUCACAUGAUGCGUUAUUAUUUUUUUAAGUCUUGAAAAUACCAAUAACACAAUUGUAGGACCUAUUAAGGAUACGUACAAGUUUCCUUUGUAAUUAAGGAGGAAAUUUCCCCUUGAGCUGCAUUAUUCAACAUAUAAAUGCUGUAAUGAUGAGUUAUGGUGAUUUCCCUCCAGCUAUAAGACAUGGAUAGAAAGUAAUAUGCCUUGUGAGAGGAAAGGAAAAAUGUAGCCUGUUUAUAAAAGAGCUGAUCAUUUAGUGUGGAUACAAAAAAAUGCUAUAAUGUUGCAACCAGUCAGAUGAAUAUUAUGCAUUCGUAAUGCUUAACAAAGACUUCCACAACAGCUUUUCUUCUCAUUUGUGCAGACUGGCUCAAUUUUUCAAUUCAUUGAGCAGGAAUUUUUUAAAUACUGCCCUCUUUUUCUGUAAAUUGGCAGCAGAAUACAGCAGAAUGGUCAUGAAAUAUGACUUUAUUACACAGAAUUUUACUCAAAGAUUUGGAGACGUGGAAAAGUGACCGAGUGAAAACUUUAAAAGUAUGUUUUUCAGCUUUAAGAGGACUUGUUUUGGAAUCUCCCCUCCCUGCAAGUAUUACAGGAAUGCGUAAUGAAAGCACACAUUGAGACUGGAUAAGUAAUUGUGAAUGUGCCAUGCUGUUGUCACGAAGCUUUUAUUUAAUGAAAAAUGGAUCGCCAUCCUAAAAAAUAAUUAAUUUAUUCAAUCCCAGAUAGCUUCAUCAUAAAGGCUACAUUGACACAAGUUUACCGAGUAUAAUUUUCAGAAUUUUAUUGAAAUAUAAAUAGACGGUCCAAUACCGAGCAUUUAUCACACACACACGCCCCAGGAUAAGCAUGUUGUGUGUGUGUAUUUCCACACGUACAAGAGUUUAUUGACGCUGUACACUGUUGUUGAUACACUGCUUAAAGCAUUUUAUUAUGAUCAUGAUCUGUCCUGACAAAAUAAGUCAAAUCCACUAAAUCUAACCACCGGUUGUUUUAAUUUUUUAUUCAUGUGUACUUUAGUUGAUGAUAGAUAAAUACAGUACAAGCACUUGAGUUUCCAGUAGCUUUGCUGAAAUGGCAAACAGACUCCUCAUUCAUAUUUCUUUAUGGUACAGGGCUGGUUUUACAGUUUCUCUUUUGAAGUUUGCCUUUUGUGAAACUUUAAGACCCAGAUAUCAUGUAACAUCUGACCCAGAGGCAGCAUUACAGUCUUUACAGAAAGUUCCACAAGUAAAAGUUUACAUAAAACCUGCAACUUGUUGAAGUUAAGUACACUGGAUUCCUUUAUUUUGUCUUAAAAGACAUGGAGAAGUGUUUAAACUGAAUUUGUAUCCCUCUCUAAACACACACGGCAGGCCCAGGCAUUCAACUGAUGUGAAAAAUGUAUCCUGGAUUCUAAUAGCGAAGUUGUAUGUUUGCCAAGGUGCAUGUGUGUCCUCAGUUCACCCCGCCGCUCAUAUGGUUUUCUACAAGUCAUGGUGAGAUCACUCCCUCACUGAAGGGGGAAACUAUCUAAAGAGGGUUUAAGAAAAUCAAAAUAAACUAACAGUGUUCUGUAACUUUUGAAACUCUUUUACAGAGAAUGAGUGCGAUGUUUUCUCUGCUUCUAUCCUGGCUUCAGGAAGAGUUUUUAAGCCUCCUGCCAGUAAACAGCACUCACAGCAGCCAAAAUGUUAGGCCUGUGCGCAGUCUUACUCAAGGUACAUCGGUAUGCACUGAGCAGAGAGUAAACUUAGAGGGAAUUAUUUACACAAUAGUAUUUUUGUCGUGGUUUCAUCACAAAAUGAAUGUUUGUUCAGACCUUGAAGUUUUUCCAAAGAAUCUAAAACUUUAUUUUUAUUUUCCUUUUUAUCAUGUGAGUCAGUUGUUGUUUUUAAAAAAUAAUCUCCUGGAAAUCACUGUCAGGCAUUCUCGUGUUUUGAAAGAAAUUCUUCUACAAAGAAUUUCUCUUUUCAAAUUUUUAUUUUUAUUGUGGAAAUGAAAGGAAUAUUUGCUCUGAAACUGUCGGCAUUGUUUAUUGCCCCAAAACUGACCUUGAUAAAGACAGAUUUCAAAAUAGACUCCUUCAAGACACUGGAAAUCAUUAUUAAUUUGCCUAGCAGCUCAUUGUUAUAUCAGUGAAGAAAUGGAUGUUUUAUCUUCUUUGGGUCUAGUUUACGACAGUUGGUCCAUGUGACAAAGGAAAAGCAUGGGUAACCUGUUCAACUGCAUACAAAUUCCCACUUUUUAUUAAAGUAGCUGGGCCUGUCUGACGAUUACUAUGACAUUUAUUGUUGAAAACAGUGUGCUCACCCAAAAAGCAUCAACUCCUGUUUACAGUGCCUGUGUUACAUUUCCAGAUCAGAAUCAGUCCACGUGUCAGAGUGAGACGUUAAAGUGAUCCUCUUCAGUUCUUCCAGACAUGGCUCUGUGUUUAUUUUUCCACCUGUUAAAGAAUUUAUGGUAAAAUACCUCAUGUCAGUUUUCUUACCUUAACUAACAGCGUUUCUGUUUCAACUUCUCUUAUGAACAGGUCACGUUUGAUGAAUGUGUUUCAGAUCCACUAACACAGGCUGGUGUCUUCACAUUUGUUCUUUCUGUCAAUAUUUUCUUUAAUGCAGUUCAUGGUCAGUUAGGUGUGUGCCAACAUGUAUUGAGAGGAAAGCAGGGCACCACCCUGGGCACAUGGGCAAACAAAGAGACACUCAUACAGUUAACAGGAGCUAGUCAUUAAACGGUAUAACAUUUUUGUUUACAAUGAAACAGCCUGUUGAACAAAGAUGGUUGAAACAUUUUUGAGUUGAAAUGAAGCACAAACCUUCCUCUUUCACAGUCUCACUCUGUGCGACUGUAAAACGAGGCUGGAAGUAACACAUUUGAUAAAGGCUCUACUUGAAAAUACAUGUGGCAUGAUUUUUACAGUGAUAUUACCAGAAGCAGCUGAGGGGAUUAGGUUACAAUCUAGAGCUUAUGAGCUAUAGAUUAUUGCCAUCAAAGAAAAUAAUUCGCUACAUUCAAACCAUCCACACUGACCAGCAAUUUAUGAGCAUUAGCAAAAGGCUAAAAGGCCAGAUUAUUAUUUUAACCAGAGCUGAAGUCUGGGCGGGAUAUUUAGCAGCUUUGUGAUUCUGUAGUUACUCUCCUGUUUGCACAGAAUUGAAUAUUGAAGUCAGACUAAAACUACACCUACAUUCAUGAGAGGAAAAAUGAAAUAGUGGGGCAGGUAGUAGUAAUAAAGUGUAUAGUAUGUGGUCAGUGAUAACAUGUUUUUACAUGAAGGAUACUCAUUACAUGCUAUGAAACUAGUCAGACCACAAAAACUGGUUGCUGCAGCAUAGUUUCUACCUGCAGUCACUCCUGAGAAUGGAAGCCAAUUAGAGGAGGAUGUUCUUAUAUUGAAAUCAUAUUUUAAAAAAGCCCAGACCUUUAGAGAAUAUUGGUUUAAUUUUUGCACUCUGUGAAGCUCACACUUGCAUACUGUUUUAUGAUGCAAAUAUUGGACAUUUUGACUGACAUGGUAUUGACUAUGCGGCUCAUAUGAAGCUUCAGCUGGUGGCAUUAAUGAAAAGUCAAGUAUGCCUCGAUAGGCUCUCGAUUAAAUUCAGUUUUGGGGCAUAUGAGAAGUUUACAUUCAUUACCAGCUCAUAUUAUAAGAUAUCAUUAACACAUUUGAUACAGUCAGUUACAUACAUAUCUACUUACACAACUAAAAUAAGAUCUGACAGUUAUAUAACUGAACCCUUUUUAACUCAUUAAAUAAAAAAUAAAAAUGUACACAAGAACACUCUAUGGGUAUAUUUCAUAAAUUAAUAUGUUAUGAAUGUUUCACUUAAAUUCCCAGGAUUAUUCCGAUCCCUUUUACGGGAGAGUCCUGGCCGAGACAACAGCACAAAGAGUUUCACCCAGAAAACAAACACCAGACUAUAACAACAGUAAUUACUACAAUCAGUCAAUUGAUUAACAGUGUUCAGUCCUAAAACAUGUGCAUACACCACUUAGAUAAUCCUGAAUCCUAUUUCAAUUAAAAAAAAAAAAAAAAGAUUAUAUAAACUCAGUCUGUAUUAAAGAUGAAAAUACAGGCUCAACUUUUGCUUUGUAGUCUUCGUUAAACAUAGAAAUUAUUGGUAAUUGAAUUGGUAUAUCGAUCAGUAUUAAUAUAUUAUCACACCUUAUUUCACAAUUUCGGUCCACACCUCAAGCUUCUCUCUUAUUUCCUUGUACACACCGGCAGAUCCAGAAGAGACGACAAACUUUAACUCUUAUAUAUAUGCACUGUCAAGGUAAUAAGUGUGUCAACACCUUCAGUCAUAUCUCUAAUCAAGUGAAGACACUGUAUGUUCAAAUUAAACACAGGUCUCUUUGCCCUUAUUCCAGCUUCCUCAUACAGCCUUGACUUCAUAUUAUGAGGAGGACAGACGGUGUCAUGCUACACCCACCAGCACACAGAGAAGGUCCAUUAGAUGUCAGAGAUUCUCAAACGUCCACAUGCACAAGCAUGUACAAAUAUCUUUAUCUGGUGUACUUUACCUUUACUGACCAUUUAUAAUCAUUGCACACGUACAAGUGUGAGUUAAUGCACAGCAUCAUACCAACAAUAGCAAAUUCAGUAAUAGCAUGUAUUAUUAUAACUUCCUAUGCGCUCCUUUCUUGUCUUUGGUUGUUGAGGUAGUAGAAGUUCAGUUCUCUCCAAAGAUGUAUAUCUGAGUAUCAGUGUGUGUCUUGCAGCAUUCUUUGGAUAUAUUUGGUAGUUUUGUAAAAUGACCCGAGCUGUUAUAAACGCCUCAUGUUAGCUGAUAUGCUCUAUAGAUUACUGACCUCAUUGUUGUCUUUGAAUCUCUUUAUUUCAGGGGACUGUAUCUGUACCUUUCCUUUACUCUUGAACACAUUUCAAACAGCUCACAUUCCCAAAUAUCUGGAUUUCUCUCUUUUUUCUGGUCUCCUCAGGAAUGUCACUGACACAAUCUUAAAUAGGCGAAAACCUGAAGUUCUUUUUUUGGCCCUUUUUCUCUUUUCUUGUGAAAUUCUGUACUUGGCUUGCUUAACAGGUUUGUCUUGCAACACAGAAUUGUAUGGAUGAAGUUUCCUCAUGUGAGAUUGUAACCCCCCCUCUCUGUUGGAUUAACAAAAAGCUUACCUUUGUGUGUGCUUUUAAACUGGACCGUGUGUGUGUGUGUGUGUGUAUUUUUGGCCAUUUUAUCUUGACUGGUAUUGCUCAGCUAGCCUGCAGACCAGUGGACCAGAGGCGCUAACACUUGUGGAGAGUGUGUAUAGGGCACUCUUGUGGACGGCAGUGUUUCAGUGUGUCAGCAUUACACUUUUAGAAGGGUCAUAUGUCAAACGAGCUGAUGAGACAUAUAUAAUCUGUAUUUACAACACAACAACUUGCCAAACUAUAAAUAUAUUUAAAAGUGCUAACAACCAUAAGGCUGAAAAUAAACAUUGAAUAUUUUUAUUUAGACAGCAGGAUUAUGUAUCAGAGUCCAUUAUAAACUAAACCACAUAAUUAAAUGCACACAAGGUUGAAGAUAUUGUUAGUUUACCUUAGCGACGACUCAGUUUUAUCUUACCCUGAUUACACGAGCGUGUUGUUGUUGCCGUAGCUACAAGCUGCAGAAAUCUGUGACAUCAUUAAACCUUUCUUUCCGUGCUGUUAACGAGAAGCACGUUAAUAUUUUGACAGCGUGUCAUUUUUGCACACUUGCAGAGCCUCUUAGGAAAGGGGGGGGAGAGUUGAGCCGUCCAGGUAGUAAGAGAGCAGAGAGGCUACCUUUGCUGACCCUUGGAGCACACGGCAGCUCAAGAGAAAGUGCAGAAAUGUGCUGGACUGCUUAAAUCAGCCUCGUGCAUUAGUGAAAGUUCAGCCCUGUGCUGCUGGACGUCCUCGUGCUGCUGCUGGGGGAACACAUGGUGCACAGAGAGUCUGAGGCUGAUCAGGAGGAAAAGUGUGUAAAAAUAUUGAUACACUUUAGUAAUCUGACAGUAUCGACCAGUUAAAUGUGUGUGUUUUCUCUCAAACACUACCUAGAAUAAAUGCAAAGAUAUUUUUACUGAUAGAUAAAUUUGUGUAUUGUUCCAGUUUUUCUCAAAUUAAAUUCUUAUACUGCAAUUUAUUGAGUUGUAUCAGCCGUUACAUGAUGCAUAUCAUAUCCCCAUGUAAAUGCACAACCCUGAUCUUGAAGUGUGUGGUUCAGAGUUUAGCCAAUGAUAUGAUUUUUAUCUGAUAAUCAAGUGUGCGAUGUGACAAGUCAUAGUGUAAAAUUCAAAACUGAAAAGUGGAAGUGAAAACCUUAAAUGUAACAGUUAUCUUUAUAUAGUUUUCAGUUUGCACCACAUAAUCAAUACAUGACUUUUCAAGUAUAUCACAACCACCAGACAGUUGCUCACCUAUUUGAGGUCCUAUGCUGUUGUGUGUCUGUGUGAGGGUGAGAAUAUCUGUCCUACAGUUCUAUAAGUGUCAGCUUUACAGCUAUUGUGAACACUUGUUUGCUGAGUUGCUGCUAAAUACUAUAUGUGUAUGGCUUUCCUCUGUUUGGUCUCUCUAGUGACAAACAUAGUAUCAUCUAACCUAAACAUAUUCAGAGUCUGUGCUGUUCUCCACAGAAAUAAGACCUACGUGCUUUUAGCAAAGGUCCCACACUAUCGUCUCAUAACUCAGCACAAAGCAUCUUUGUUCUGCUUUAUCUCCCAAGGACAUAAAAUCAGGAGACACUUUGUUUUCUGUCAGAGAUAUAAAGGUGCUGUAGCCUCCUCUAUACCACACAGUCCACUUGUUGAGAUUGUGCCUGCUUGUACUAAACAUCAUCCAGACGGCGAUGUACAAUGUGUUUUAUAUUAUGCCAAACAGAUUCAAUUAGCUGGCUCUUUAUCAUGAUACACUGCUAAUAGACAGAGGAGUCCUAUACGAGCAUCUAUGUAGGUUCAUGAAGAUCUCUUAAUGGCCCGCCAGGUCGAAUUUUGGAGAGGCGAAAUGUCCUUGACAUGUGUAGUAUCUGUGGAGAGGCAGUUGCUGUGGACACUUGUGCCUAAAUGAUCUCUCUUGAAUUCAGAAUUAUCUGCUUCGGGGGUUAGAGGUGAUUUUGGAGACUAUCACAUGAGUAGUCAGAUGGUUCUUUUCGGUCAAACGCUCAUUAACAAAAACCGCAGCCAUUUGCCAAAACUCAGACAUUUCUUGAAAGCGUCCCUUCCAUUUGCCAAAGUGAGAUACUGGCUUUAUAAAUUUAAUGGCUGCAGGCCCACAAUGGCUGUUUGUAUUUCGCCCUCAAUGCUUUUUUGGAAACUCCAUAAAAUACAGUGUGAUAGCACCAAUCCAUGACUGUUUGUUUGGACUUUGCCUGAAAAAAAGUAUAUUAGAAGUAGCUUAUCCUCCCAUCUGUAAAAGGACAAAGAGUCUGCUCAGGAUAACGGGUGGUGGUGGUGGGUGUGUUUUUGACAGAAAAUGACGAAGUUGAACAAGCUGUCCUGUCAAAAAAAAGACUUUGAACUGUCCUUUACUUGUGUAAUGGUAUUGUAGUGUGUGCUGUUAUUUGUUUGCUUGAGGAAUUUAUUUGAAAGCCGCACAUCCUGUCACAUUGGAAUGGCUUUCUGUUGGACUGAAUGUCUUAUCACGUCGAUCUGCUGUGAUAUCUGAGACGUUUCAGAGGCAGAGAAACUAAACAUGAACACUUAGAUUAGAUUUAGGAGACUUUAAAAGGUUAAUAAUAGUGCCAGCUGGACUGUGAGGCAAAGAAAUGCAUGAACGUUAUACAGUUAUUCAAGUCAUCUUAAUUUAGAGGACACGGAAAUCGUGGCACAAGUUCUCUUUUUUGACUCCGCCAUGCUUUGAGCGAGUAUGAGAGGAUUCACAGCAGAGAAAAAGGGUGUUUUUGUGAAUUAAAGAAACACCUUAUCUUAGUGUUUGCACGAUUUUCAGCAGUCUCUUGUGGGGAGCUUGAGAUCGAAACUGUAGCUGUGAAGGAAGAAUCACCAGUCCCACGUCUGCGCUUGAGGUGAAGAGCCAGUUCAAAGUUCAGGAAAACGUUUGAUGUCGUUAUUGUCAGAAAAAAACACUCAGAUCAAAUGUAGUUCAUCGGCGUUGUAUUUACCACACCAAUAUGAGAAUGAUUUCUUUGGUGAUGUUAUAUUACACUGUACAUUUCCAGUGUAGGGAGAAGGAAAAAAUGGGAAAAAAAUGUGUGUGAAAAUCUUGGCACAACUUGUCAACAGCCUACGUUUGCUUGUUGAUGAUUUUCAGGGACUGCCAUAAAGACAAAUCAAUUAAAUCUUGAGUCUGCGAGGUGUUUUCAGCCGCUUGUUCCGAAGUGUGUGAGAUUUAGGUGCAUUUGUUAGCACACCUGUUAACUACUGCACGACGUUAUAGACGAACGCUCCAAUGUUAUAAAAGAUAAGGCUUUAAAUUACUCCAAUUUAAAUUCAGACUACACUGAGAGUCACAAAACGUUAAUUUUUCAUCGCACUGAUCGAAGGAAACCAGGACAAAACGCUUCAAAUGAGGUUUAAUUUGAUAUUUUUCCCUUUUCAUCAAAGUUUGAGGUAUGAACUGUGUGUGUGUGUGUGUGUGUGUGUGUGUGUUUUGUCAGAGGAGUGAAAUGAAACACACCCUCAGUUAUCACACAUCAGAUCAACACUUGAUUUACGCUUGAAACUCCCCAGUGUGCUCGCUUCACAUUUACAUUGUGUACUAAAUUACAUUAAAUCCCAUAUCCGAACCAUACUAUUAAAGCAUAAUUUCUGCUAGUUUAUAUGCUAAUGCGUUUGCUUCUAAAGGGAUGAUUGAAAUUAAUAAUUACAACGCUGGACAGUGAUUGUUAAAGCUUUUAAACAAACUCAUAAAUUACUAUUAAUUAGGUGUAACAAAAAAAAAAAAAAAAAAAAAAAAAACACUUGAUAAGUGCAAAUGUGGAGCAGAUUCAUGGAGAUGUUGUGUGCGCAUGCAUGGACGAGCUUUUCACAAUGCCCCGUGGCCCUUUUGUCUCCACAUUUAAAUGUAGCGGGGCCCUAAAUAUAUGCUUGUAGUGUGUGCGUUGUAAGCACUAUUUGCAUAUUCAAGAUGUAUAUUAUUCACAUUGCUGAUACUGCUCCUUUCAUAAGCACGCCUCUUAUGUCUGCUCUCAACCCCCUCCCCCAUCCUCACAUUUACCCCCCCCCCCCCCCCCUCUUGAUUAACUAAUGUCCAAUUCGAUGCAGCGUUCCACCGGCCUUGUCACCUAAUAUAGGCGGCUGAUUAACCUGGAGUCUGGCUGGUGAAGUUGCAACCCUCCUCUCGUCUCCCUCUGUCUUAAUUUUAUUUUGCCCCCCCUUUACUCCUCCUACUCCUCCUUCUCCUCCCCUUCCCUCUCUCCCCCCACCCUCCUACCCCUCCUCAGUCUUUGUUGUGGCGGCAGCAGCAGCAGAGCAUGCAUUGCAUUGGCGGUCUGAAGCAUUGUGUCUGAUUUCCAGCAGACAAACUGACCUCUGGGGAUUUAUUGACAGCAAACUCCACAGAGGCAGACACAGAGCUGGGAGCAUGGAGGGAGGCAGCCGGAGAGGGGCGGGGGAGGUGCUGGGGAAGGUUUGUAAGGAGGGUAGGAGGGAGGGAGGAAAAGGAGAGGGAGGGGAGGAGAGGGGGGUUACAGACACACAGACAGUAGUGAGACAGACAGAUUGAAGAAAAGACAAGGAGAGAGUCUGAUGAAAUAGGAAACAGGUAGAGAUGCAGAAAGAAGGAGAUCAAUACGGGGGGAAACACACACCCUGAGUUUGGUUUAAUUCAGAAAUUUUUUUUUUUUUUUUUUUUCUGGUGGAGCAUUUGGAAGCGAAAGAAAAUGGCCGCCUCCUACAAGGAUCUAAUUAAUUUUGAAGGAUCAUCAGCCCCUUUAGUCCAAGGCAGGGUACAGGAGGGAGGGAGGGGAGGGAGGGAGGGAGACAGACCCCUGGGCUGAUUAGAAUUCACUGCAGGUAGGCACUGGCUGCUGCUCACCCACUGUGUCACGGCUAAAAUGGAAUCACUGUUGUGAGUGGCAGUCUGGGCAACUGAAGCCUGCUUCCCUUGGCCUGCUCCUUUGUUGCCAGCAUUCACCUCACUUUACCCCUCGGGCAGGUGGAUUUACAUGUCUGGUUGGGCAAGGGGGAAGACAGAGAAGGAACAUGUAUGUGCUGUCUAAAGGAGGCCCAUGGCAUCAGAAUACAGUAACAUCUUAAGCUAGGAAAGAAAAAAAAAAGGCCGAAUAUUUGCCACUGUAAUGGAUUCAAGCAUUUUGGCAAAUGUGCUUCUGCAGUAGAUAGAAGAAAGGGCUUUAAAAUUAUUCCUUUUGUUUUAACUUUACUUACUUUGACUAAAAACUGUUGCUUAAAUGUUUUCCAAACAUUACAAAGCUUAGAGAAAUACAUUUGGUUCUGGUAAGAUUUUGUAGUCAGGAUAAGCUAUAGAAAAGGCUCCAGUUUGGCCUCGACUGAGCUCUAUAGGAAAGUUAUACACUAAAAGGAGCUCUAAAGGAGUUAUUCUCAGGGAAUCAUAGGAGGCUGCUGAGGUUUACGAAAAAGGUCGAAGACUGAUUUUAGAUUUAUGAUUUUUUUUUUUUCUAAACCAAAUUUCUCCACCCUCACCGGGACUGUGAGUGUGUGUGUGUGUGAGUGCCAAAGAAUGAUCCGCCGCAAUAUCAAGUGAUCACCCUCUCUGCUGCUAAACAUGUUAUUACUUGUCUUUAUCGAAUAGUCAAAUUUGUUGGUUGACGAGGGCAUUUCAAAAGAGCAAACACACGUCUCCUCGCCCGCUGCACUUCUCAAAAGUAAAGCCUAUGGACGUAGAGUUCUGUGAUUGCAAUUUAACCCCCUGACUCUGCUUCUCUUGCAGAUAUUCUGCUUCCUUGUGCUAAAUUAUACACACAACAUUUUUAGAGGCAUAUUUACAGUCUAAUAUUUAUCGUUUUCCACGGACCAGCAGAUGGUCCUUCUUCUUCCACCAGAGUCUGUGGAAAAAAUAGAGAGGUCACGUGCUUAAAAUCAUAUUGUUCCCAUCUGUAGAUUUUACCUCCGUGUCACAAAGCAGGAGGCGUGUUCUGCGAAACACUCGAUUUAUAAAAGAAUGACAUGUGUCAACAUUAACGUGCAGGUCUGGUCAAAUCCAAGCUUCGUUCAGGAGCACAGCACUUACUGGUUUUCACUGAGAGUACAAGGUGUGCAUGUUGCAGUCAGUGUGUCAGCUGCUUAACAUUUUAACUGUAAGAUUGUCACUUUACUCUUGUUACUGUGAUCCAUACUCUUUUUGAAUCAUACGAGUUUUUACUUUUGAGCUCUAAUGGUUAAAGAUUUCAGAGGACUUUAGCCUCUGUGGGAUUUAUAAGAGAGACAUUGUGAGGGCAUUUCCCAUUGAUUAAAUGCAUGUUUUACAUUCUUCCUGACCUUAACUGUUAGCAACGAAGUCUGUAUCAGACAUAGUCGACAUCUAAAUCAUUUUGUUUUCAUUUUUUAAUGUCAAACUUGGCCAUAAUAUUGUGUGUGUUCUGUAUAAGGCCUCUCGAGAAAGGCUUUCCUAGCGUCAUCAAAGCAGCUCAUCACAUGCCUCACGUUGUUGAAUGCCUUUCUUGUGUUUUUCAAUGAAAGCCUUGUGUGUUUAAAAUUUUACUCUUUUCUAUUAUUGCAACUUCUACUGUCCUUGCUCGCUGUCUGGAUAUUGUUUUGUUUAAAUUGUGCAUUUUUUUUAAAAUAAAAAACAGGAAUACACACAUUUUCACACACUCAUGCACACACCCAUGCUUUGUGUUGAAUUUGAUUGACACCUCUUACAAAUCAUGCAGAAAUUUAAGAGGAAUUUCGAUCGUCUUUCUUUAGAAGGGUGUGGUUUCGGUGCUCUUCUGAUCAGAUAACUCCUCAUAGAGAAACUGUCUCUAAUGCCAACAUCAUUCUCUGUCUCGUAAUUGGUGGUCAUGUGCGCACAGGAACGUCCAUUCGUCAUGCUUUGAGAACUCUUAAACACAUCUGUUGCAACGUGUUAGUGAAAGAUAUUCAUGUUAACUGUGGCUCAGGGUUCAUUAAGGGGCUGGCGACACAGAAGGGUCAGUAAGUGGAAUUGUAGUGGCAAUUUCCGCAUUAAACAAAGGGAACAACAACAGGAUUUAUCUUCGUGGCAUUUAUUCAACACAUUUGCAAAUGAGGGUGUGAGCUUACAGAGUUCAAUGAUCUCCCUCACCAUAAGUCUUGAAGUGUAUACUGCUAUGCUUUUUUUACUCCUUCAUAGACAUAAACCUAUUAUAAACUGUUUUGGUGCAUCAGACAGUUAGCAGUUCCACCCACGCCUUUACUACAAGUUCCCCUUAUCUCUGGACUCCUGCAGGAAACUUGCGUCAGACUGGAGGUGAAGAGUCAGUAAUCAAUUCCUAAUAAAACACGUGCAUCGUAGCGUUCUAGGUGCAAAUAUGUGUGGCAAAAGUGUUUCUAAUAGAUGAUUGGUUUGCUGCAGGAGUACUUGUAGCUGCCUCAUCAGAGUAAGUCAGUUGCUACAUGAGAACUGUCUGGUUUUGACAUGGAGAAACAGGGUGUGAGGCAAACCUCUUACAGGGAGGAGAAAACACAGAAACAGUGUUGAAUGUUUUUGUUUUUUCGUCUUUAAUGCAGGCAUUAAAAUUUUGUCUUUGUCCCUCCUCUCUCCCUGUAAGCACUGUGGCAGAGCAGCACAUGAUUUGGACAGAGAGGACUGACAGCCUUGCCUAGCACCCGGCCUCUGAUCAGCCAUCUCCACCAGCAAACUGAAGCUUGACCCGCACUUCAUCACCAGCCACACAAGCAACUUCGGAACAAAACGUCAUCUAACUGUGAGUACUGAAAGCUGAAAAUAAUACUUUGUGCUAACACGAUCGCUGUGCUUUACUUUAGCUUUAUCCUGCUUCACAAAUCUGUAACUGUGGUGUGGUUUUAUUUCCGGGACUGCUGUUCAGUUUAUUUAAAUACAGCAUUCCAUGUAACAAGGCCCCUUUUUCAUUGUUUUAAAUGUGAAAAAGUACAGCUGUUUGUUAAAACUUAUAUUUAAACGUCAUGAUGUUUUCAUAUCUUAAAUAUCUUCAGUCAUUGUCAGACAUGGUGUAGGAAAAUUCUGUAUUUUUUUCCAGGAUUUGUAAUGUUUCUGGAAUCCAAAUAAAGGCUCUAAAGUGCUGUGAUUAAUAAUAAUCAACAGCUUCCCUUAAAUUGUUCUCAAGAUGGUUUAAAUUCAUAAGAAAUUAGUUCUACAGUAAUUGUUAAAACUCUCAAUUUGCAUAAUUCCUACACUAACCACCCAUCUAUUUUGUAUGUAGAUUUAAAAUUAUUUGGAGGCCUCACUUGGAAGAAAAGCAGACAAAGUAAUCUUAUGCACUGAUCAGCCGGGUCACAUCCAAUCCAAGGAUAGUUAGGAAGCGCCAUCAAAGUGAACACAUGGCCAACAAAAGAGGCCUGUUGUCCUCCAAGCCCAGUGCACCACCUACUGGUGGGUGGAGGGACUCCAGAAGCGCACGAUGUAAGAGGGGGAACUUGUACAGUAAUAAUUAGGAGGGAACCAUUUUAAUUGUCUUUCACCAUGGCAAUGUGGGAUUUUUAAAACAGGAUCAGGAGACACAUUUAGCUCCAGCAUUGAAAUUAGUUGAUUCUCUUCCAAAUAAUUUGAGACUGGGCAGAAGAAAACAGUAAAAAAAAAAUUAAUAUAUUUGUAUUAUUGUUUUUAGAGUCCUUUAAUCAAGUCUCUUAUGCCUGUCUAAUACUCAUCACUCUUACUUAUCAUGUAUUUAGGUUGAUUGUUGUUCUGGGACACAGUUCUGUUUUCCAAUAAAAGGCGAAAGGCAAUUUCCUUGCUUAUAGGAGAUCUUUUUGGGGAUGUAGUGCUCAUAACUGCAUUAUUAAAUUGAAAUUCACAGUUUUUAUUACUUCCAUUAUAUAAGUUAUACUGUUACCAGCAAUAGAAAUAUUUUCCAGUUCUAUGUUAAAAGAAAUAUACACCCCACAACGAUUGUUGUAAUAAAAUGCCAGAUUUUACACGCCUUGGUGAGCUAAAUCAAUAUUAAUAAAUAAAGUAGUGACUGUGUGGGUUCUAAGUCAGGUUGUUGCUUCCUGGUUACAGGUGACAUCAGUUGCAAGGGGAUGACCGAGCGCAUUCAUAACAUCAAUCUUCACAACUUCAGCAAUUCUGUACUUGAGACCCUCAAUGAGCAACGCAACCGUGGGCACUUCUGUGACGUGACUGUUCGGAUCCAUGGAAGUAUGCUGCGUGCUCACCGCUGCGUGCUGGCUGCUGGAAGCCCCUUUUUUCAAGACAAGCUGCUCUUGGGCUACAGCGACAUUGAGAUCCCUUCUGUGGUCUCGGUGCAAUCCAUCCAAAAGCUGAUAGACUUUAUGUACAGUGGGAUCCUGCGGGUAUCUCAGUCAGAGGCCCUGCAGAUCCUCACUGCUGCCAGCAUCCUACAGAUCAAGACCGUCAUUGAUGAGUGCACCCGAAUCGUGUCCCAGAAUGUGGGCCUUGCUGGCCCGGGGGGGUUCCCUGUCAUACCAGGAGACUCUGGACAGGAAACCCCCCGCGGCACACCUGAAUCAGGCACCUCUGGGCCCAGCAGCGACGCGGAGUCAGGUUAUAUGCAAGCAACAUCACAACAGAGCAUGGAUCGUGCAUACACAUCACUGUACUCUUACCCUGGCCUCUCGCUACAGAACGGCACUCGUGAGCGCCCCCUGUACAUUAACCCUCUAACGUCAAACUACGACGCAUCACUCGGCACUCAGAAGGACCAGCAAUCUCAAGAUCCGCCCUGGAUGAACCGCAUCCAGGAGAGAUCUCAACAAGUCGACCGCUUCAUCUCCACAGCAGAGUCCACUCACUGCCGCAAGCAACCUCGGCCGUCACGCAUACAGACAGGAGGGAUGCACAUAAAGCAGGAGGCUGAAGACGAGUACAGCUGCUAUGAUAAUUUAGGGGACUGCCAAGAAGAGACCGACCAUACCGAGGGUGUGGAGAGCGAGUCCAAGGUGGAAAGUUUUGACUCAGGGGUGAGCUCCUCCAUCAGCACUGAGCCAGAUGCAAUGGAACAGCAGCCGUUCCUGAUGGGCUUUGGCCGAGACGGGGGCGGGGAGGGGCAGCACGGUGAAGGAGGAGGCCCGGUGCACAUAGAGGUCAACGACUCUUCCCCAGAGCAAGACGCAGAGGACGGGGACACAUCCCACAGCACUAGUGACAGUAGCAUGAUGCAGUCCCUGCCAAACUCGGUCAUGUCCCAGUCCCUGCCCAGUGCCCAGCACUACAUGCGCCAGACAGAAUCACACACCAGCAACCUGAGGAUGCCGAUCUCCAUGACCAGCAACCCCCAAGUGAUGGGCACUGCUGGAAGCUCCUUCCUGCCCACACUCUUUCCCACACAGACGGCUAGAGACACCAAGCCUUUCCUUUACCUUCCCGGCCAGCAGCAGCCCCAGUUUGUUGCAGUGCCGCCCCCUACAAUGUCAUCGUUUCCCAACCCCAUGUCGGUACAGCAACCACCAGCUCAGCAGCAACAGGCUGCAGGAGGGAUUGGUCCAGGGGAGAAAAAGCCCUAUGAAUGCACUCUCUGCAGUAAAACCUUUACUGCUAAACAGAACUACGUCAAACACAUGUUUGUCCACACUGGUAAGUUGGAGUGACUUAUUUGUCAUCAGCUUUUUUAUUUUUAUUUUUUUAAUAUAAGCAUGCUCAGUAAAAUGGUUAUACGAUGCAUAGCUGAAGUACAGAAGGCAGCUGCUAGACUUAGAUUAGUAGAUAUACAUCAAAGAUAGUUUUGAUGAGGGAGCAGCAGGUGGGAAUUAAAGGAUCUGAUUUCUCAAAGGCUAAAAUGUUGUGAUAUGAAAAGACAAAACAUACACUUUAUCACAAACACACACAUGUAUCACCGUUUGAUAGCUACUUUAUCACACCUCAACUGUUUUUGUUACAUUUUUGGAUUUUAAUCAUAAUCAAUAGGCUACAAUUCAUUUCUAUCUUUGUCAGGAUUCAUAUCUUGAGUAUAUUUCAAAUGUAGUACAUUUGUAACACCGUGCACAGCUUUCUUCUCUCUGCACAGACGGAAUUAUCAAUCAUGAAUUGCAGAAAUCAUAACCACAGAGAGAAUUAGAUACCACAUAAUUAGAUAAAAAUAAAAACUGCCUACUCAUAUAACCAUUAUUAUUCAUUACAAGUCCAUGGCUGCAAACACCUGGGAAGUCGAUCAAACCAAAUUUCCUGUGUUAGUUUCACAACAUUUUAAGGAGCUGGACAGUGAUAGUCUUAGUCACUGAUCCAUUAGUCUCGAGGUUGAGAUUGAAGCAUAUCAAUGCAAAGAAUGACAGUUCUCUCUACUCAGUCCAGUUAAAAACGUGUCAAACUCCAAGAUAAGAAAUAAACGAUUUUUAAGCAGAAUAGUAAAGUAGCGUCUCUGAAAUUGUCUUUCAGUUGCUACAAAAAGUACAUUAAGUGAUAUUUUAGAUCGUUAGAUACUUUUCAAAAUGUGUCUCCACUCUACACCCCAGUGCAACACGAGGUUGAGAAAUGAAAUCGUAGCAUAAAAAAAAAUAUUCCUUCCUAAUAAAUUUGCAUAAUCCACACCUCAAAAUAGCAAAGACGAUGAACACAUCAAUACCAUUUCAUGCCACACAUGUGCAGCGGGGUUAAAAUGUCACAGGCUUCAAUCAAAAAUCUAUCAGAGAUAAAAGAGUCACUGAACUUCAAAUAUGACUGAAAUAUACUGCGUAUGUGCCACCUCAUACCCUGCUGGUCUUUCACUGACCCUGAGCGCUGAUCUUUCUUUGGAGCAGGUCAAGUGAAAAAGAAAGUACAAGUAUAAAUUGUUGGCUUCAUUUAAUCAAAGCAGGUAGCUGCACAUUAUCCACUCACUGCAGCAGAAAUCAGGACUUCAUUGUCUUGUAUAAUACAGCUUUUCUAUUAGCUGAUUUGUCAGUCUUUCUCCUUGCUGUAGUUUGAUGUGGUUUUCAUAAACAUGUUAAACUUUCAGGCUCACAAUGUCAGCAGAGGUAGAUAUGUUGAAUGAGCUCAUAUCCUACAUAGUAACAGAAGCCUAACAGAAGAGAUGGAUACGUUAUUUUAUAUGUGAUUCUUCUGGAUUGCGCCUGUUUUGUCUCUCCUCACCUGUGUCAUUGUAGCAGCCUAAAACAUUCAUUAAAUCUGAAUUUUGCAGUUUUGUUACGGUUUUGUAAGAGUUGCAUCAGAGCUACACUAUAGCCGAGUUUUCCUCACAAAGCUGUAGCAUAUUGUAGCUUCUAGUGGAACGAACAUCAUCACAGAGUUAAUACAGGCUUAAAUAAUUCUUGCCUGAGGUUUGUUCCUGUACUAGAAAAGUAACACUGCUGGCUUCAGGCGUCUAAUGCUGCUGCACACGUUCUUCUAUAUCUUGUAAACCCAAUUCUCAAAAUGUGUCUCCUCUUCCUCUUUUAAUACUUUUGUCUUGCAUGAACAUCCAGGUGAGAAGCCUCAUCAGUGCAGCAUCUGCUGGCGCUCAUUCUCCCUGAAGGAUUACUUAAUCAAACACAUGGUGACACACACAGGGGUGCGGGCCUACCAGUGCAGCAUCUGCAACAAGCGCUUCACCCAGAAGAGCUCUCUCAACGUCCACAUGCGGCUGCACCGUGGAGAGAAGUCCUAUGAGUGCUACAUCUGCAAGAAGAAGUUCUCACACAAGACCCUGCUGGAGCGCCAUAUGGCCCUGCACAGCACGGGAAGCGCCAUCACAGGGCUGUCUGGGAGCGCCGGCACCCCGGGCCCCGUCUCCAUUCCCAUGCCGAUGGCCGUCCCCGAGCCCGGAGCCGGUGUGGUGGCCCUCGCCAUGCCGGUGAGCGGAGGUGCUGGAGUAGGGGCCGGGGUUGGAACAGGAGUGGGUGUAGCCGCAGAAGCGAGCUGCCAAGAAGGGACCACCUACGUGUGCUCCGUCUGCCCUGCCAAGUUCGACCAAAUGGAGCACUUCAAUGACCACAUGCGAAUGCAUGUCUCCGAUGGAUAAGUACUAAUAGAUAAACUUCUUUCAAAAAGAAUGACAAAUAAAUGGCACUAGAUUUUCCUUUUCUUGUUUUGAGGUAUGAAGAGUAAUGAGUAUAGACACUGGCACAUUAAGUUUCCCAAAAAAAAAGGUUUUUUUUCUGUUAUCCUAAAAGAAAAAAAAGAUGGUGGCCUUAAGGCUUAGUAGUUUGAUAUUGAUCUACUGGAUGGAUCCUAACUACAGGCCUCUAAAUGUAUGCUUUCCUAAAAAUACUGAUUUAUGUGUUGAACACUACCGAAAGGCCUACGAAAGAAACACAUACACACAAACACACCUUUAGUGUAGAUUUGUCUGAACGAUUAUACAUGUGCAUCCAUGUUGGAGUGUUUGUGUCUGUUCUAUGUCCGUGUGUGUGUGUGCGUGUGUGUGUGUGUGUGUGUGUGUGUGUGUGUGUGUGUGUGUGUGUGUGUGUGUGUGUGUGUGUGUGUGUGUGUGUGUGUGUGUGUGUGUGUGUGUGUGUACAUUGCCAUGACAAAUAAAACAUGGCAGUUGUGAACCCAUACUGACCAGUUUGGAAACUUUAGAUGUCCAAGCUUACUGUGGUAUAAUUUACAACAAUAACAAAAAGUCAUCUGGGGUUGGGCUACAUAUUCCCUCUAAAAAUACUGACGGUCACAAGAUUGCCUUCUUCUGUAAAAUAAAAAAAGGAGAGUAGUUAAUUUGAAGGUGGGUUUUAUUUAUUCCUAUGGUAUUAAGGGAUUAUAAUGCAGCUGUUGUCAAGGUACCAAUUUCAAUCAUUUACCUGAAAUGUGACUCCUGGUCGGUGGUGACAGGGACGAUCGUUUCUCAUAUGUUUUGUAAUCGCUGUCCAUCCAUUUUGAUGCUUCAGUUUACUAAAUUAGGGUGUGUUGAUGAGACAGUAUUUGAGCAAAAACAUGUUUCUUUUUUUCUGAAGUUUGGAGUUUAACUCAUUUGCAUACACUGCCACUAAUAUUUUUACAGACUGUUAAGGCUUUUAGACCUCUUCCAUUUCAAAACAUGAGAAAAAAAGAAAGAUUCUUUUGCCGAUUUUUUUUUCUUUUUUUUAAUCUAAAAGAAGCCUUUCACAUUCUCACAGUUAUGGCAGGCUGGCAUAUGCGACUAAACUCUCUCCUUCAUUAUUGCUGCUCUUCAACUUGCACCUGACUGUUAUGGGAUGUAGAUUAAAAAAAGGAUUUGUCACUGAUAUUGUUGUUAAAGAGUAGCCAACAUCAAAUUGAUAAUCAAAUAACAGAACCUGGUGGUGGUGGUGAUGGGGAGGUGGGACGGGUGGGGUUUGGGCCGGGGUUGGGGGGGAGACAGCAGGCCGGAAGAGUGUUUUAGAGGGAGGGGUUAAAUUCUUAUUUAAUUGGGGAAAAUAGAAAAGGUGAUUAUCCUUGAGCCCUCAGUUGUGUUGCGCAGCUUUCUGAGCGUGCAGGAGCCUGAACACAUUCUUCGCCAUGUGCUCGCUCCGAAGGCUCAAAUGUCAUGCAACACUGUCCAGGAAAAUACCGCUUCAAAGCGAAACCAGUAGCUACAUCGAAUUUACACGGUUUCCUGAUGUACCACACGUUCAGAUGGACUUUCAACACAACAGUAUACAUUCCUGAUUUUUCUAAAAACAACCCAGAAACAGCAUGUACAGAAUAGACUUUGGAAGCUAGUGUGCGCAAGUUGUCAUCCACACAUCACAUCACUUAAGGCUUAUUUCUGAUAUCUAAAUUUUUUUGUAAUUGCUUUCUACUCAAAAUAGGACACACACAUGCACACACACAUACAAAAAUGCAUACACACACCUACUCACACACACACACAGAUACAAACACACACACAUAUACAUACACAACUGCCUGCAACUGCAAUCCUGAAGGAUUUGUUCAUGAAAGUGAGCAAAAACUUUCGUAGUUGUAUCAUUAAAAGAAUAACUGCAUACAGCGGUCUUCAAAAGACCUGCUGUAAGUAAAAAAAAAAUACAAAAAAAACAAAAAAAAACAAAGUGCUAUUUUGCACAUUUUCUUAAAAUGCCUGUGCUUAAUAUUUAAUCAUUUUCCUUAAAUGAACUUCUAUGAUUUUCUGUUAUUCAAUUUCAAAGGAAAAAAAACAUUUUUUAAAAUCUUGAUAAGUGGACUGCAUUAUUUUCUUGCAUAUAUGUUGCACUGCUUAAACCAAUAAGUGCACUACUGUUAACAGAGAUAUUAUAGUUUUAGAAAAGAUUUUUUUUAAAUCUAACAUUUGGUUGUAGAGUUCACAUGUAAUAGAAUAGCCUUGUUUCAAUUUAUUCAUUAAGUAAAUCAGCGGUUCUUGGCUUUUGUUAUUGCUUGCAGUUACCUACAGUAUAUUCUUGUGCCGUGUUAAUGCAAGCAUUUAUUUUUAUUUAAAAGUGUACCAUUAUGUGUGCUCAUCUAUGUUUUAAAACUUUAAAAUUCAUUCUUUUAUGGAGUCAGCUCCCUAUAAAAGUUGUUCAGUUGCAUUUCGUUAGAAACAAACAAGAACAUCCAAGCCAAACAACAUUAACAGUGAAACAACAACAGUAAUAAUAAACACAGCUCCGUCAGGCGGAGGAUCUAAUAAUAACUAUUACUAUACGAUUAAUAUUACAUUUAUAGUGUGUGUGUGUGUAUGUGUGUGUGUGUGUAAAAUAAAUGACAUGUGUGUCCUAGAACAACUUUGUGUGGGUUUAAAGGUGUGGGGAGGUGAUGGAAUGCAGCUUCUUUGAUAUCUGUCUGUCAGUUGUACACAGUUGUGUCCCUUCCUUAGUGUUUGUGCGUCAGUGAGUGUUUGUGUGUGUUUGGUAUAUAGCCUAAUCAAGCUGUUGAUAAGUGGAAUAUCUGAACUGUAGGGCUUCCUUCGCAAUAUGCAACACAGGUACUAUGAGAAGCAGCUCUCCAAACCUUUCGGGCUAAUAAGGCACCUGUGACGUUGUUCUGAGAUUUGACUCGAGCCGGGGUUGACACUGUUGCUUGCAGUGCACCGCUUUGAAGGAAUUAUGUUCGACAUUUGGAUGCUUAAAUUUCUUUAAACUGCUACUAAAUUACGGAUCCUUGUUGAGUUAGCUGAAGGGAGGUCUGUGUUUCGGUUUCUCCGCAGCUAAAGAAGAAAACACGGAUCACGUGCGUGAAAGCGUCAAGUUUGUCCGCAGUAAAAGUAGCACAUUAUUAAACAUUUGAUUGGGCCUGUGUCCUAUGGUGUGCAUAUAAGCCUAAAGUGUAUGGUUCCUGUUUGUAGCUGUUGUUGCCAGGAUGGCAAUAUUGCUGCAUGCUAGUGCUAUAUUUGUCUCUACACAGCACGUGGAGGGUAAUCUCAUGCCUUAAUAGACAAUGCACUAAAUAGAAUAUGUAAGCAACUGCCGAGAUCUCUUUUCCAACAGUACUGCCACACGUACGGCACACAGCUCAUGGUGUUGGUGUUUGUUGUCUGUUCAGUACCGAGUUAAACACUGCCAAUCUAACAUCAUCACUUCUUUGAAAGCAGAGGCAGGCACGUUAACUGAGUUGUUUCAGUGUAAUGUUUGUAUUCAAUGAUCUAGCAUUCCUUCAUGGCACCUAAAUUUUACAUAUUUUGUGUAAACACAUAUAUCAAAUGCACUAUUGACUGUAGCUAGAUGAGUACAACCAGCUUUGUGGUAUCAUUGGUCUAAAUAGUAGGUUAAGUAGCUCGAUGUUGGUUCUUUGAAAAAUUUGAUUUCAAUUACACUAUCAGUCAUUUCUCGGUCUGUUUAUUUAUUUUAUUUUUAUUUUUCUGUUUGGAUUAACAAAGGUAGCCAAUCUCAACGUUAUCUGGAUGAGGGCUAAUAACUCGUCCCAUUGUCAGUUGACUUCUUGUAUCAUAAGGUGUUUGAUAGCAGACCAGGCUCAGAAGAGGGAAGAAACCUUCUCUCCAGUGUGUCAUUUACGUGCUUUAGCAUACCCAAGCUUCUUCUUCCCCCCCGUUGCAUCGGCAUCACAUGCUCUUCACUGUCCAUAGUUAUAUAUUCCUUAUACUGCUUCAGCUAAUCGUGGUGGUGCUUAAUUCUCUUUUCUCUCUCAGUGUUGCAGAAAAUCGGUUUCAAACUUGUUGAAAAGUUGCAACAUUAUCCAGAAUAUGAGUCCUUCUCUCAAUCGUGCUUCUUCUAGUUGUUAGUUUAAGAGAAUAAAAGUCUAGACUUUAUGUUUGCAAAGUGUUUGCAUAUUUUCCAGAACAAAACAUAUUGAAACGUAGAUAAUAGCCUUGAGCCUGCAGCUGUUUGUAUUGUGUUUCAAAUAUAUUACUGUUCAUGUUUUGUUUAUCUUAGUGUAGAGACACAGGGUCUACAGUACAUUGUUGUCCUUCUUGCAGUAUGUUUAAUUCAUCGUUAUACUUCUUUAUUUCAGGCUUCCUCCUGCUUUUUGUUAUGGUGAUCAUAGUGCUGUUGUUUAUACAUACAUACAUACAUACAUAGCUUCACGCAACUGGAUAAAGGAUAGUCAGUAAUCGAGUCAUAUUUCACAUUGUACUAUAUAUGCUUAUACGCUUUGCAUUGAGAUGAAAACAUGGAAAUGGUCAAAUAGUAUUGGUGAGGGUCAUGUCGAGUGAGGAACAGGUUCAUUUUAUUCUGAUAAGCAUGCGUCUGUCUUCCUGUUUGUCUUUCAGUCUAUCUCCACACAUUCAAAGUCAGAUUUUUUUAUUUAAAGCUUGAAGAAAGUCACAAAGUAAAGAGUAGAAUACAGAAAACACCAGUCAGAUAAUACUUUACUGCAUCUUUGGCCUUCUACAGUACACAUAAGAGUGAAAUAUCUUACAAAUAUACUAUAUAUAUUUAACUAUCACCACCUCCACACAGAUGAAGAUUACAUGCUCAGAUAGUUUGAUAAAUACAUAAUUGCAGCUAGAGUAUACAGAACCUUGUGGGAUAUAGGGAAUAUGCCUAUCAAGUGCCUAUCAGUACAUACAGCAACUAUACAGAAUAUUCAUAGUUUUUCUCUCCUACAUUGCACAGAUACAGUAUAUACACAAUGGUCUAUUAUAAAUAAACUAUUUAUACUACUACUACUACUACUACUGCUAAGACCUGCUGGUUGUGAGUGCAUCCUAAGAGAACCCUUUAAAAUACCUGAAAUUUUCUAUUCAUAUACAGUAAAUGCUACAUCUGCGAGUUUUAUUUUUUACCUUACAUCUAUACAGCUCGGAGGAUUCAAAGAUAUAAAAUACAGUCACAUUUUACAGUCUAAAUGAAAUAUACUAAUAGAUGUAGUCAUUUUAGAUUGUACCUAGAAUAAAAUAGGACAUUUUUAAAAAAUUGAUUAUGCCACUUUUCUUUCUUUCAGGUUGCUCUGUUAUAUUAUUGAAUGGCAAAUUUUAAACAUGCCAUUUUCUGCCAUUUACCAACAAGCCAUAUGAUGUACUGUAUGUCUUUUGGGAACAAGGGCAGUUGCACGUAGUGAACAGCAGAGGGAGCCACAUUUAACCUGCCUCAAUGAUCGGAUAUUUGGGUUGUUUUUUUAGCUUUUGCUAAAACAUACUCCCUAUAUUCCCACAUAGAGUAAAAUCCAUUACAUCUAUGAACAUGUCAGUGGUUUUCUCCACUGUACUGUGCUGUAAAAAAAACAAUAAAAUCUCUGCAGGAACUGGCAUCUGCUUUAAUGGUUCCUUACAAAGUACAUCAUGUUCACUCUGACCUUGAUAGCAGGCUCUGCCCAAUUUCCUCUCAGCGAUCAUUUAAGUUUUAUCUUAUCUGUUUAACUUUAUGCUUAUGUUGAGUUUCGAAUGGUAAAGGGCAAGCAACAAGCAACCUUAAAAAAAGACAUUAGUCAUUCAGUGUUAGACAGACAGUAGAUUUUUAUAAUAACAUGGAAGCUGAUUGAGAUUAUAAAAUUAAAAGUUUGGCUACACGCAAAGUAUUUUUACGUCUUUGAGUGUUUGGGUUACCACAGGAAAACAAAACUAAGUGAUAGUAGAGUAGAAUCCAAAACAAUAAUCAAGUUUCAGGAUUAGUGGCUGUGAGAUAAAAGGUUUUGAGAUGGCUGAUUAUUCAGUCCCCUGUGGACUAAUUACCACAGUUUUCUCUCUAACCUUCCCCAGCCUAGUUACUGUGCCAAAUUUAGGGGUAAAAAAAGACACUUUUUAAAUUAUACCCCUAUUGUUAAAUUUGAUGAGAGAACAAAGCUGAAAAUGGAACAAUAAAACAUUUAGCAGCUUCUGUAAAACCUAUUAUAUAAACAUAAUAUAUUAAGACGAAACAUAUGUCGCACCAAAAGCAAGUGAUUGCCUUUAUUUUGAAUCUUUAAAUCCUCCAUAAAACAUAGUUUUCAAGUAAAUAGGAGAAAACAGCUAUGAUUAAAAGAGUACACAUUUUGAAGGCUUAGUUUCAUAUGCAUUUAAAGUUCAAAUGAAGCAUUACUAUUAUAGGCAAUGUGAUAUAGCUAGUCCCUGUCAUCCGACCGUCACAUACAAACAGCAUCUGUUCAGAUCGUAAGUCAAACAUGCAGACCCUGUUUUGAUUUUUGAGCUUUACACACACGCAUACACACACAAACACACAUAAGCAGCUGUUCAGAUUUUUUAAAUAUGACACAGCAAAGCUAAGCUUAUACCACAUACUGGAUUUAUAUAUUUCUUUCUCCGAUCGUGCAGUUCUUACAGUUAACCGUCUUUAUCAGGAACCCAUCAGUCCACAUGAAGCAUGCAGUCUUGUCUACACAGCCUCCUCCUGCAAAAGGGGACUUUGUUUUUGAUGGAGCACAAACUAUGUUUUGAAUGUCCCCUAAUAACAGUCCCUCUGUGUCAUUCUUUUUUAUCACAAUUGUUAAGAGACUCGGGCUCUGAAGACUAAACAUCGAGCCUCUUUGAGUCCUGCACUCUCUUCUUCUGCAUAGUCCUGCUCAUUGAGACGAUUAGUUUUUAAAAAAGUGUGCGGUAGUACAACAAAAAAAAAAUCAUUCCUGUUGAAGUCCAGAGCAUUCCAACUCCUAAUCUGGCAGUCAUUUUCCACACUUUUUACUAACCUAACAUUAAGAAGGAUUUCCAGCGCUUCAUCCUUUUCAAGAUCUGUUGGGUAUUUGUUAUGUAGUAGCAAACAACUCCCAUCGCAUCAAAGUUUAUUUAGAAUUUAUAUUUCCCUCAAAUAGAUCCAUUUCAGUUCAAUUUAGUUUUUGCUCUUUUUUGAAAUUUCACCACAAGAUCACAAGCCUCAUAAGCUCUCACUGCAGCUUAUGCUUGUGUGGCCUGGUCCUAUAGACAACAUGCACUAUGCUAACACGGUAGCUCUCUUUUUUUUAUAUAGUGCAGAGAUGUCAAACUGAAAAUAAAUAAGUCGAGACUCUUCUACUUCUACUUCUUCUUCUUCUUCACCACAGUGUUGGUCACUGUCUCAGCCAGCAUGUUCCUGCCAUAACUGACAUGCAGACUUAGAUUUAAUGUUCCCAAAGGGGCUGCUGGUGGCAGUAAAUUUGUAACACGGGGGCCAUGCUAAUCAGAAGAGGUUAAAUGGAGAGAGAGAGAAAAAAAAAAGAAAAAAUUUACUAGACAAUGUUUGUGUUCACAAACCAAAGAAGGGUGAAGAUAAUUUAAGUUUUCUAUGUGUGUGGGGUUCCUGCUGUUGGGCUAGAUUGCUACAGUUUUGUCUCUUAGAUUUUCUAGUUUCUCUUCUCAUUGCAGGGGUGCUUGUGAAAAUGCAUCUGUGUGUUUUUGUCACUCGAUCAGUUGUUCAUAGUUUUGUUGUUGUGUUAAUUUGCCUAUUGUAGACCAAAAUAGAUUCGUCUUUUUUUUUUUUUUUUUUUUUUUUUUUUUUAUAAGAAAUGCAACAAAAUAUAAAAAUAAAAUUGGACACAGUAGCUGUGAUGUACACGUUGGCAUGUUGAAACAUGAUUGUAUUUGUUGCAUUGUUUCUCUCACAAAACAUCAUACUCAGUUAUCAUCGGUUAUGUCUUCUUUACACACACAUUUAGUAAAUCCGUGUAAACCUGUUCACCUUCACACGUCACAUCUGGAUAGUUUCGUUCUUGCAGUUUUCUUCAAUAUUGGCAUCGUGUGAUAUUUUAAGGCUGUCCCUUGAAUUACUAAUCUGAUAUUGUGACCUAGAGUACACUUAGCCAUUUAUACUUGAGACGGACCAAGAUGUUAAGUUUGCACAUAUUUGUAGGUUGUUUUUGAAGCCAAAAAGAGGAAAGAAUAACGACAGUUUCAGCACUUUCAGUCCAAACUGACUGAGGUUCUCUAAAGUCUUUCACUUUCUCUGAAAACACAAAGCAUCAGAGCCAGCCAUCACCAUAUGAUGAAAAUAAAUCAAAACCAAACUGUAACAUGGAUUCAAAUAUCCCUAUCCGACAGUGAUAAAAAAAAGAUGAUAUAUUUUUAUAUGAACACAUCAUCUGUAAGCAGAAUGUAAACCAUUUGGCAAAAUUUGACAAUAUUUUAUUACUGUAACCUCUAAUUCCAGGCAAAUCUGCUGUAUUAUUUUCAUCCUUCGUGUUCAAAAUAGGAAAUUGAAUUACUGUAAUUUUGGCAAUGUUUUGUACCUGAAGUGAAACCUUAGUUUUCUCAAACAUUGACAGUACAAAUCAGACAUUAUUUCUGUCCUAAUCAAAGCAGCUUAGGUUUUAUUUUUCAUCUGGCGUUCGGGCUUUUUGCUGCCAUAUCUUGUGUGUAGAUGCUUUUGUAAACAUGCACUUGAGUUGAAAUAUAAGAUGUGCUUAUAAAUAUGUGUAUAUUUUGUUAGGCUUUUAUUUUUGUUGGCCUGUGUUAGCUUGAUAUUUUAUUAUUUCCCUAAAAUAAAACUUCUAUAUAGUUCUGAACUUGGCAGAAGUGGAGCUGUUGUAGUAAAGGUAGUUAACAUCACAACUAAGCAAACCCUGAAAUAUAUGCUGCAGUAAUGUGUUUUCAGUUUGUUUUUGAUAAUUUAUGCUCCAAGUUGGUUAUCAUUAUUAUUAUUAUUAUUAUUGUUAUGAAACAAGCUUGUUUGAAAUGUAUUGACUGCUGUUUUGAAAUAGGGGAUAAAGUUUUUUUUCUUUUCUUUUCUUUUUUCUUUUUUUUUUUUUAAAUGUAUGUGCAAGGACGUUUUUAUAAUAUGAUUUGUCAAACACUGGACUGGAGUGAGUUUUCCAACAUUUCCAAGUUGAGAGAUGUAUUUGACAGACAUAACUGCACAGAUGACACCCGUUAGCACAGAUAUGAGCUGACACAGAGUUAAAAAAAAAAAAAACGCCUCCUCCCAGCUGUACAGGGGAGGGUGACUAAAAAUUGCUAAAAAUAGGAGUCGUUUAGAUGUGCGGAGUUCAAACAUUUCCUUUGUGCUAGGUUAUUGUGUAAAUUGGGUGAUGGGUAAUAUAUUAUAGGAAAUAUUUAAUGGGGUUUCCUUCUAAAUAGUUGCAUCGAAUGGUGACAGAUUUUAUUUUUCUUUUCUGAUCAAAUUAGUCAGAAAAGUUGUAAAGGGAUACCACUUGACAGCUAUCCAGUUCUUCAAAUCAGCUGGUGUGUUCUUGCUAUGGUCGAGCAGAUAUUGACAGUCGAGUUUCAUUACACCAAACACCACUUCUCAAACCAGAAAAGAGAUUUGCACUAGACUUAUUUUGGUCGUCGCCUAUCAAAAAGCAAUAUAAUUCACUCAACACAUUUUCAAACCAUAGUAUGUGAUGGUCGUCUCGCACCAUUGUAAUGCUGAGUAACUGGUGAUAUUGACUCGUUUUGAUUUGUUGUUUUGUAUUUAAAGGUACAGAAUCAGUCACCUUUUUAAAUGCACAUGACAUCUACACCUUGUUAUUAUUGUUGUUGUUGUUUAUUUGAUUUUUUUUUUUUUUUUUUUUUACCCAGCACUACCCUGAGUAUUAGUGUCCAGAUUUGAGGGGCAUUAAAACCUUUGUUUCCUCCUGUGAUUGUUUUGGACAAAUCAAGCAGCUCUUACAGAUCUGAAAAGUGAGAGACGGGAUGUAUGAGGGAAGGAAUUCAUUUUUCCCAGCAGUCAAGUUGUCUUCAUCACCAUGUAUUCAAAGAUAAAAACACAAAUACCAAAAGAUAAACCCAGCUGUCACACCUUUCCCCUGAAAAACACUCGUCUUCUCUGAAUAUUUGGUCACUUUUUUUUUUUUUUUUUCCUUAAACGGGGAUGUUACAUUUGAACAAAAAUGCUUUAAAGUGAUAACAAGAAAAAAAAAAAUCCAAAUGCACCUUUUGUGGUUUCAACACAAUGUCAUUGGCCACAUACAUGAGAAUCCACCAAAAUGUAUCAUACGUCAUCCUUCUUCAACAAGGUCUUUCACAACAGCAGAAACUGUCAAUCUAAAAAGUCAUUAUUUUGUUCAGCGGAUACAUGUAAAAAAAAAAAUUCUCCAAUAAUUCACAAACAGCAAACCUUCACCAUUUUAUCUGGAUGUAGUAGCUUUUCCUGUUUUUCACCGCUUUGUGGUGUUGUUGAAAGAUGUUGCGGUUUGUCUAAAUAUGUUGCGUGUUAGAGGAAGCAUAAGUAUGUGCCUUCUUGUAAUCUCCUUGGUGAGCUUGUUAUUAUUGAGAAGCUGAAGCCAGCCAAUUGUGUUUGCACUAAAACCAAAUUGCUUUUGUGAUGUAGACUAUUUAAGCAAGCUUGUUGCGUCACUUUAACCGUACAGUAUGCAUGAGGGUGAAAUUGGUAAGUCUAGGGCUAGAGCUCUCAUCUGUUGACCUGUAAACCAGUGCAGCUUAGAGGAUCUUGUGAAUAUAUCUUGGCUUAGUUUCGCAUUCAGUUUUUGAAUUUCAUCUCCUUAUUCAUCAAGUUUGUCACAAUUUCAACAGUUAAAAUCAACAUAAAGUUUGAUAAAAGAAAAAAAAAGAAAAAAGCAAAUAACACAUACCAUGAACACAAUACAGCUUUUACUUUCACAUGCCACAGUUUUAGAAAGUUACACAUCUGCAGUAGAGAUAUUCAUUUCUCUGAAACCAUGGGAACGCAUGAGUAUACGAGGUCGCCUCAAGACUAUUGGUCAAAUUAAUUAGGGUUUUUUUACAAACCUGUAUUUAUUACACAUUUUGUUGACAUCUGAAAAAGGCCUACAUGCUUUGAGUCUUACAAAUGCACCUUAUUCAUGUCAGUCCAUGUGGGGGGAAAAGAAAAAAAAAGAGGCUGGCAGUGUAAUAUCUCUGAUUUAGCACCUUACUACACAGCAUGUUUUCACUUUAUGCCAGUUUAGCUAUUCUUCCAUAUGUAUGAUUUCAAAAUUAAAAUCUCAUAUUUUGUGAAAUUGUUUCAUGGGAUGUGCCAAAGUUUGGAGGCGAUCUCACAAGUGUUUAUGCUUAUCAUUUUCUUUUCCUCCUCCUUCAGUUAUAGCAAUGGUAUGUCAAAACUUUCCUAUAACAGUGUGUGGAAUCAAUUUAUCUCAGCAAACAGUAUCAUUACUUGCCAUUUUACAAUAAGCCCUGUAUUUCACAUAUAUUUACCAGUGAUGUGUAUUUGUUAUUAUAAAGAAAAUAGCCGUAAAAGCUUCAUUAUGUUACAUAAUAUUGUGACUUUUUUCGAAAAACUGUGAAGACUUAUCUUGCAUAUACUUUAUACAGAAGUAUUAAGCCUUAAUACAAAAGACUAAAAAAAGUGUGGAAGAAUAAACUGAUUGUUGCUAAGUAAGGAUGAUUUUUGUAAAUGUUACCAGCACUUUUUUUGUAAUUUUCACUCUCUGAGGUAUUGUACAAGUUCAAGCUGUUUGUGAAGUUUGAUUAUGAAGGAAUAAAAACU
Xyrichtys novacula (pearly razorfish) is the source of this 34674-nucleotide messenger RNA. NCBI's taxonomy places the organism in Eukaryota, Metazoa, Chordata, Actinopteri, Labriformes, Labridae. The record is from the annotation of a GenBank genome assembly.